CAAAACUGUAACGGCCUUAUCAAAUAGAUAUGUAACAACCUUGACCUUUAUAGUUGGACCAGUUCAUAGUUGGCUCAUGGAUAUCUAGUCACCAACACGAUGUUAUAUUUGGGAAUUAUUUUGUCUACAGUGUGCCUUUGUACAGCUCAGAGGUAUCCCAUCACUGCGGCGUGGUUCAACGAUCACUACUCCAGUGAUUACUUGAACGGUACGCUGUUUAACUUCACCAGAAAUGGUGGUGACACAGUCCUACUAAAACCCAAACAAUUCCUGUUCCGGUCACAACAAGACAUGGAGGCAGAUCCAGAUUUCGCGUCGUGUAGUACCACGGAAACCGACACAGGACCAACGUGCUUUGAGGACGCGAAAAAGGAAAUUAACCAACUAGGGUACAAAAUAGCAUCUUUCGCGUCAUAUACAAGUGGAGAAAAUUUCAGUGAAGCUGUAAUCGAGUGUCCAGCGUUCGAGAAGAAAUUAGUCCGUGCCAGGACUUACAUUCGUCUUGUUCUUCCGACAGCAGUAAGACCUCAAAGUACAUCAAUACAGCACAGAAUUCAUACUGAUUACAUUUGUUUUCUAUACUUCGUCCUUAGUCAACCCUGCGACUUCCCCCCGGGGUCAUCCGUCAUCGUCCUUUUCACGUCUUAUGAUGGCGUUGAUUCUAAUGAACUACUGGUACGUGUUGCUGCAGAGAGGAAUAUGUCAGUAUAUCUCGGAAUGCCCGAGUUGCCUCCUACCACAGCGACAUCCAAACAAUACGAUGUGGCUUACUUCGACUGGUUAAACAGGCUGUUGGCAGACCACCAACAAAGAUACUCGGCCAUAACAGUCAAACAGUCCAAAUACACGACAGCCUACGAUGCCAUUACUGGGUAUAAUACAGGAGAGGCACGGCCUUUAGGCGAAUCGUUAAGUGUUAAAGACACUCUCCUUACGUAUUCCAAGCAAGGUGUCAUAGUACAUCACCACGGCAAGAAGUUUCUAGUUUCGGCGUCCGUCGAUUUGAGGAAGACUGGAGGGUUCAGUAUAGACGAACACGUCCAUGGAUUCAAUGCACUUGUGAAUGCGUCAUCAGCUGACGUCAUGAACAUCCAUGAAGGGAGAGGUUAUGGUAACGCCUGUUACUAUUGGCCCACACAGAACGUCUUACCAAUAGCACUGGUGGAUAAGACACUUGACGCGGUUUUGCACUAUCAGAAUCCCCAACUGAAACCAAACAUCACUUUUGAUGAUUUCUUCGCUGGCAGUAUUCAACAGGUGAUGGAAUCUUUGUUUAUAGCAAGAGAAGCACUCCAGAAGAAUAACCAUUCAUUUGACAUGUGGUUGAACGUAGAAGCAUUUGAGUCCCUCCGAGAUAAUCCAUGUCUUCCAACAUCCGGGUCAGGAAUCUCGGUCUCCACGGACAGGGUUACAAAGGAUAGAUUGGAUAUGGCACUAUCCGCAGGGGCUGUGUUUGUCCAGAAGGUGGCAGUGUCUGCCUGGGAUCCCUACUUUACAUGCACACCGAAGAACUCUAGCUCGACACUGGCUCAACAGGUCUACAAUGACGCCGGUCGGCCGAUCAUUACCCACUGUUCUUUCCAUAACCAGUAUAACCGCUCUGUUGUGAUCAUAGGUUUCAGCUUAGAGGGUUUAACUCAGGCAUUCACGGCAAGUAUUCCACUUCCAUUGGUGUCAUUAUCAUUCCAUACGUUAAACGACAGAGUAACUAGGUCCGACAUUGGACACAAGCGCCAUAACAGCAGUGUUUACGGUUACUACUUCGAGGGUGCCUACGGAAGCGAGCAUCACCUGGUACCCUCUCUAAUCUACACACAGCUGUUCGACCCAUAUAACGUCAUGCAGCUCAAUCCUAAGGGAACCGUCAGGGUCAAAGCCGCAGGGGACAAACCGCGCAUGCGUAUUCACGUAUGACUAUACAAAUGUAGACAACAAAACAGAGGGUCAAUAAAA
Molecule: messenger RNA, 1953 nt
Organism: Pecten maximus
Lineage: Eukaryota; Metazoa; Mollusca; Bivalvia; Pectinida; Pectinidae
Exons: 4
Coding region: 100-1914 (604 amino acids)
Source: RefSeq, a predicted model, not a curated record